GCGACGUAGUUAGAACUCUAGUGCGGAGUAUAACCAGCUUCGGAGCACACCACCAGCCAGUAGAUCCAAUCCAUAAACAAUUUCCAAUCAAAGACGUAGGUAAACUUUUAUCCUGAGUUGAUGGAGCUGAUAGACUAGGGUUAGGUUUUGUGUUAAAAUUGUAAAAUACUUUUUUGUUAUUCAAAUUUAAAUAUUAAAUAUCCGCGACUCAAUUAUCAAUCGGCGGAUUUAAAACCCGCGCGUUACUUACAUUGUACUCCUUGUCAAGGGAUUUCAACAAUCUUUCGGUGAGUUCGGUGCAAUAUCUCUGCAUCGGUAGGGCACACAGAAGGCCCUCGUCGGGAAGGAAUUGUGGGUGUUCAGUAUAUGUGUAUUGAUAUUCGAGUCGAGAUGGAGGAAAUUCUUGAGCUGAAUGAUCACGAUCUGGGAGAUGGAGAUAUUUUAUAUCAAAAUGAUGACUCUGAGGUACCACUCGACAAUACGUUUGAUAUGACAUUGGCUACGUCUCACUCAUAUUUAGGUGACAAUUUACAAGUACUGCGUGGCAGGACAUUGCUAGACAAUGGAAUCUAUGUAAACUUGCCUCUGUGGCCUCCAGAAUCAACACAACCAAGAUGGCUGGUACUUUUUCCGGGUGGGACUUUGCCUAUUGUCGCUCGUAAUUCACGACCUAUUGAAAUGUUGCGUCAGUGUAUUGCCAAGGAUCGGACCUUUGGAGUCGUCUGUGUUCGAGAUGUAAAUAGUGUAGGCACAACUGCUGAAAUUUAUGAGUACACUGAGGAAUCUUUGAUGCAUGGGCUGGAGGAAGUGCGUGUCAAAGCCAAAGGCAGACAGCGAUUUAAAAUAAUACGUAUUAAAAAUACUACGGGGAGGAUACCUGUCGCUGAUGUCAGGAUAUUACCGGAAGUUGAAUUGGGAGCACCUAAUUAUGAAAGUCGUAUUGCGUCUUUAGAUCGGUUACGAGGACCGACAACAGAUCGUAACAUUAAGAGACUGAAUAAAGUCGCGAAAAUUGACUCUGCUAUAACACCAUGGCCUUCUUGGGUCUAUCAUCUCUAUGACCCUAACAGACUGUCUGCAAAAAUUCAUAAUUAUUUAAAGUUCUUACAGUCAAAAGGAGGGAACAUUCCAAGUGAUCCAACAGAGUUGUCAUUUUGGGUUGCGCAGAAUUUAGUUAUCACACCCAAGACAGCUCUUUCGCUUCUCGAAAUAGACUCAGUAAUAUUUAGACUCCAGAGAGAAGAAAAACUACUCCGUAAAUUGGCAAAUAAUAUCUUUGUUUGCAAACGAUGUGGUGCCAAAGUUGCAAGACAAACAGACGUCUUCCAAAUGAAUGAAGAAGGUGUGCAGAGUGCGUACUGCAAUCCCGCUGGAGCGAUACAUGAAACAAUAACACUUCAUAAAGCACAGUCGCUGGUACUUGACAAUGCGCCAGCUUCAACAGAGUACAGUUGGUUUCCUGGAUAUGCCUGGACAAUAGCACAUUGUGGUGGAUGUCGUUUUCAUAUGGGCUGGAGAUUCACAGCAACACGACGUGAUUUAAAGCCACAAUCAUUCUGGGGCCUGACGCGGACCUCUCUAGCCUGGGGUGAAAGAGAGAGUCAUUAUUGCGAUGAAUGGGAUUCAGAUGAUGAAAAUAACGAAAAUAAUGAUCAAUCUGACACUGAAUUCUUACCUCCGUACUCUAAUAUUCAUUGAUCAUGUUUAAAAAUUUUAUUAUUUUGUGUUAUCCUAUCUACUGAUAAAAAUUAAAGUUUUUUAAAUACUUACCAUGGAUAGGAAGUUUCAGACACUUUUUUCAAAGUUUUUUUUUUUUUUUUUUUUUUUUUUGGGAGACAUGGAGGAUUAUAAUUAAAGCCAACUAAAUUCAUAUCUAUAUCCUCAGUAGAAAACCUCUUUCUAAUUUUUAAAAUUUCGCGGUAUCGGUUACCUCAAAUUUUUGGUGGAGAUAAAAAUUAUAAAUAAACGCGUCACAGGCCUAGACAAUGAGCCAUUACCGUAUUUGUUUACCUACAGUACAACUUUAUAAUUUUAAAAUAUUUUUUAUAGCUCGUAUCAGUGAAAUAUAAAUUUAAAAAAAAAACUCAUACUGAGCAGUUAUAAAACUUUGAUCCUCCUGAGGAAUUAUUUUAUUUCACAUAAAAAAAAAAAUAAAUAAAUAAAUAAAAUCUUUUA
Microplitis demolitor is the source of this 2175-nucleotide messenger RNA. RefSeq names its product protein cereblon (gene ohgt). The record is from RefSeq and is a predicted model, not a curated record. Lineage: Eukaryota; Metazoa; Arthropoda; Insecta; Hymenoptera; Braconidae. The coding region runs from base 367 to 1698 and encodes 443 amino acids. The transcript has 7 exons.